Messenger RNA from Rotaria sordida, 6061 nucleotides. NCBI's taxonomy places the organism in Eukaryota, Metazoa, Rotifera, Eurotatoria, Philodinida, Philodinidae. The record is from the annotation of a GenBank genome assembly.
AUGGGAUUACAACUUCAUAAUUAUGGUAUUGUUAUCAUGAUUCUGAUUUUGGUAUUUGCUCUUAUUCAUCUGGGUGUUAGUAUUGGUAUUAUCAUAAACAAUCGCCGUUACGGUGAUAUAUUUGAACCUGAGAUAGGAUUAUCUUGCUUCAAUAUUGUAGUUAGUUUUCUAGGUAUUCAAGUGGGUGCAUUUGGUCUGCUUUGUUUAUUAACAAAUCAGCAACUUUUCGGCAAAAUUAUAGCCAUUGUGGCCGGUGUACUUGGUAUCUUUGCUCUUGCUUCUUUAAUUACUGUCGUUGUUAUAAAUUCAAAGUCAGCAAACUAUGUGACCACGCAUUUCUCAGCUUACAUAACUACGUGGCUUGAUUGGGCUUAUGACGGCACGAGUCCUGUUAAAGUCACAUUAGCGGAAAAACCGAUACGCUCUGUUCGCACAGCAAUUACAUCAUUAAAAGAAGAUAUCACAACUUUACGUGACGAUUAUUCAUCACAAUUACCAUCAAGAACACAUUAUAUUGACCGUAGGGAAACAAAUCAUCUUGGUCGAUUGCUACCGCCUUUCACUUUAAUAUCUCGGCAAAAGAGACAAAUAGCACUCACAAAUAGUAUUACAUAUGAUGUAACAAUCAAUGAUCAAUUUUUGACUCCGCGAUCAUGUUGUUCUAAUCUUAUACAUAACUUAGAUGGUACAGUACAAACAGAUUGUGUAUCCUAUGACCAAUUUUAUAGUCAAGGAUGCUUAAAAUAUCUCAUGAAACGAUCUAAUCAACAGGAUAUGGGUAUUGGUAUUAUAAACUGUUUUAUGAUAGUGUUGGCGUUCGUAUCUAUACCUUUUCUUAUAUAUGACUAUCCGACCUCAAACGUGGCUGUAAACAAUAUUCCUAAGAUACCAAUACCAGAGAUUCAGGAACCUAGCUUAAAUUAUCAAAUGCCCAUAGAUGCAGCCAACACUUAUUUAUGAAUUUGCUAAUCAUUAAAUGAAAACGAAUUAAUCUACUGAAACUAUUUUUCAUUGACUUAAAAAUCUUAAUACAAACUGAGCAUUAACUGAUUACACUUUUAUUCGAACUAUAUAAACAAUACUUGCUUAAUAUUUCUUUAUAUCGUUUGUUAAUUUUUUUUUUCAUGUUUAUUUCAGCUAUUGUAUACUAGUUAGACUUCUAAGAAAGUAAGAAGACAACCAAUGUAUAUUAUCAUUUAAAUUAAUUGUAAAAGUAUGAAAGUAGAUGAACAUACAUAUCGUAAUGAAAACGAUUAUUAUAAUAUUGAGAGUAUCAAGAAUCAUUUUUUCGACGAAUCAAUUGAAAAUGGACUCUGUUUAUAUGUGAAUGUUUGGUAGUGAGUGUGAUAAAAUCACAUUUUUUUACAGUAAAAUUUUCCUAUUUAUCAUAAUAAUUUUUUGUUUGACAUUUUCAUAUUUAAUUAAAUCUUAUCAAAUGAUGUCUCAUAAGUUUUAUAUUGACCACAUUUCAUCAAUUUGUAUUUGAAAUGUAUAUUGGUUUUUUUUGCCUAUAAAACUAUCAGAAUGAUAAAUCGAAGUAAUUAACAUAGUAAAGAAUAAAUUAGAAAAAGUAAACAUUAUAAAAUAAGAUUGUCAAUAUGCAAGCCUUUAACAAUAUGAAUAGUGUCACAAGACUACAAUCAUAAUCAACAAAUAUGAUGAAUAUUAUUCCAUUAAAAUAAUAAGACUUAUGCAAAAUCCAUGCGAACAAAAGUCAUAGAGCUAUUAUGAAAAAGCUUUUUUAAAUUUUUCUCAAAAAAUGUUAAAUGACAAUAUUGAAAAAAGACCAGUAAAAUAACCAUAGCAUUGGACUACAUUUAUACUUUUCGAAGUGUCGGUUUUUUUGCAGAUGAUAGCUCUAAUUUUUCUCUACGAAAUGAUAUAUUUUGAUCAUUCAACGAUAUAUAGAUUUAACAUAGGUAUCAUCAAUUUACUGGAAUGGAUCGCAACUUUUGAAUCACCCUUUAAUUUAAUGAGUCAUUAAAAAAUUUAUAGUAUGCGUCAUAAUGUGUCUAAAGAUGAUUCCAGUAGUCAACUGAACGCUUACAUAUUUUUCUUCAAUAAAUAAAUAUUCAUACUGAAGAUAUGAUCUUUACGGCAGUAAACCAUUUCAUUCUCGUUCUUAUGAAUUCUGUCAUAAAACGAACCAGAUAACUGACAAACUAUUUAUGAUAUAAAUAAGAUUCAAAUAUUUGUAAAAUGAAAUUGGUAUAGACUGUAUCAAUGUUCGAUAUAGGUCAAAUUUUCGUAACGCUGGGCAACGAUCUCUUCGUGAACUAACCUAAUUUAUCUCAAGAUCUUAAAACACAUCAAUUGUCAAUUUAUUUAAGUUAACUACUCGUUGUUUUCUCUUACUUCUCCUGUUUUUUAAUGUGGUCGUAGGCAUCAACAUUGUCAUUUUUUAUUGCGAUGAUUUCAAGAACAGAAACUUAGAAAAUACCUGUUCAAGCGUAAGAUAAAAGUGUUGAGAUCGAACCGAAACCAUUUUCUGCUCUAAUUUUCCUAAGAUAUUCCGUAUACUUAAAAAUAGUACCCUAUCAAAAAGACAAAGUUUUAUGGAUUUUGGUUUUCUUUGAAGCUUAGAGUUAGAUAAAAUUAAAAGGAAGACAGCAACAAAAGUUAGUCUUCACUUGAUAUGCUUAUAACUAACAUAGUUGUGAAUGAGAGUAAGAAUCAAUCUAUAGAAUUCAUGAGAAACAGACUGAAAACUGUUAAUAGAGUUCUCUUGGUAAUGAAUUUCAGAAUGGCUACUUAUCACCCUUCAGUUUGACUUCGAUCGAGUUUACGAUUUCCAAAAAUAGGAAACUCUGAUGCCAGUAAAACGUAAAUAUGUUUUGAGGAAAAGUGUUUCGCGAUCAAUCAUUAAAAACGAUUAUUUGUUUUCUUUUUCAGAUUUCGACGUGUUUAAUAAUCAACAUUCAUUGCUUUGGCAUGGCAUUUUGUAGUAGAGUGAAAAUCGUAUACCAUCUAGGAUUCUUUAUUGAAGUUGGAAAAAGAGUAGAAUUCAUUAAAAUUAGUAAAAUAUUAGAUCGGUAGUUAGAGAUGAUUUAACUAGCUACGCUGAAUUGGAGUAUAAUACUCAUAGAUAUUGCAUGAUUAGAAUAAGAAGAUGAUCUAAUGGAGUUUUCUUUUAUUUAUCUACUGCCUCAUUUACAUACCGUCUGGAAUCUCUAUAUUACCAUUUAACAGAGUGCAUUAGCUUUGAAGUGUUAUCUCAUAUCUAAAAAAAAGGAAUAGGAAAUGCAUAACAUUUCGUUCUACUAAGCUUUUUCAAGCUCUACAAGACGUAUUUAAAAUAGAAACAUAUGUGAAAUAUCUUAUGUAUCUGCAGAUUGUUGAUCUGAUCUGAUCGAAUUCAAAUCCGUUUCUGGUAUGUAUUUCUAUGGAAAGAGAAUAAAAGAAAUAUUUAAAAUAUCAUAAGAACAUAUGGUAGAAAGUUCGAUAGUUUAAGAAUGAAAAAUAAGUGAUAUCUGCUGUAAGAUCUAUUAAACAUAGAUUGAACUCUAUAGAAAACAAAUCAUCAAAGUUGAACUAUUGAAAAUCUUUUAAUCAUUUAAACAAAGCUAACAAUUAGAUCUUAUCUAUAACUUAUUCAUUACAUUCGAAAAAUAAAAAAAAAACAUGUUUAAUCCUCAUUAUAAAAUAGAUUUGAAUAAUCUAAGGGAUACACCAUCAAGUCUGAAAAGUUACUCUACUGAAAUAAAAUAUUAUAUUAAUUAUAUCAACUUGUUCACUAUAACAUAGUCUAUUAUUACUAUGUUUAACAAUAAUGCAUCUUUAUGAUUAUGAUAUAUAUUUGAAAUUUGAUACAAAUGAAUGUUUCGAUAAAUUAACGUACUUGUAUUAAACUAUAUCAUCGAUGGUGGAGCCACAAAGGAUGUGGAUGUAUGUGAAAAGAAUACUCCCACUCACGUCGCACAAAUAAAAUUCUGAAUGAAACUAGUCCAUUGCGAAAAUAUCAGACUCUUUACUGCUUCUUAACCUCAGAUAUAAAUAACCGGUGAUCGCGACAUUUUUAUACUAGAUGUUGGUUUACUUUUGACCUGUUAGAAAGUAUUUCUGACAAGUCAAGAACUAUGAGUUAGGACCAGAAGUUUAUGCUCUUUUGAAAUAUAGGCUUAUAAAUUUUGUCUCAAUUUUUGUCGCGACCAAACUUUGAAUAGGGACUGAGAAUUGUUAUGUCUAUUUUUGGUCAAGAGUAGUGAGGGACUUUUUGAAAGACCUGAAAAGUUAUUCUUGAUGAUGACCCAACAGGUUUUUGUUUAUCAUGUACGUCUCUUUUCGAAUAUACUAAAAAUUGUCAGAGUCGGUGGUUUUAUAAAGUUGAUGGUUUCUACAAAAUGUGAUAUUUAACUAACGAAGAAAGACCAGAAACCGAUCAAUCGCUUUUGAGUCAGGAUAGUGUGCAUCAUGUAGGUUCUUAUGAGCUAUGAAUAUUCUAAAAAGACUUCGGACUAAUAGCUUAUUGCUGUUGAGAUACUACAUUUUUACCGUAUUGUUUUUCGCAUCAUGCCAUAGUCCCCUCAGGAACAUCAGAAAAGCUGACAUCAGCAAUAUCAGGAAAACUAUAUUUCGAAUUUCGACUUAAAACUUUGCGCAGAGAAAAGCCUUGACGAGAACAGUUUAUUUGAAAAUUUGAGAUCUUUUGAUUACAGAGAUGGAUACGGUUCUGUUGAUGAACCGAAUUGAUCUCGAUUUUAGUUCACUUUAAUUCUUAGCUAAAUUGGUAAGUUAAUAUCAAUAUUUCGACAUAGAAAGCGUGAAUCAUGAAUAAAAAAAGUGUGAUUAGUAACAAUGAAAGUAUCCGUAUAUUUGUCCUUGUGUUUCUGCAUCUAAGAAAAAUAAAAUGUAAACAAAACAAGUGUAUUCUAAUUAAGUAGAAUAUAAAUAAUAACUGAAAAAACAUAGACAUAUAUUUAUAUAAUAUGUAUAGUUGAUUCUAGUAUCUAUUGUACUAUUGGACCUUCAAAAAUGGUCCUGUUUGGUCAAAUUGAUCGAGAUUUAUACUGAAAUAUCUAUUGCUCAUGCUCUAUCUCUACAACUAAAAUCAGCUGUCCAACCAUUAUCGUUUACGAGCGGUGUUCAAAACAAAUUCACUUUUCUUUCUCUUUUUCUUAUGUUUUUAUGAUGGUUCCUCACAUGUUUCCGUUUCUUUCUUUAUUUUUUUCCCAGCUAGAAAUGAAAAAAGUAAACAAUCUUUUAUUAGAUUUCUUAUACCAUUUGAAAUGGUCGAUCUAUUUAUAAUCUCAUUUUUAUUUCAGUCAUCUUUGUUUCAUAUAAAAUUGAACUUUUAUCAGUAGUUCCAGAAAACGUCAAAUAAAAGUGUCUCACCCUCCUUUUGAAUACACCGCGGAGUCAAUAAUCAUUUUAAGUCAAAUUUUUUUAACAUAAUAAGAUUUACCAAUUUGGACACUAUUGAUUGCUGAAAACUGGAGGUUACUAGCUUUUCCUGUUUUUGAAUAAUUUAUAUUUUAAUGGCGUCCAUCGACAUGCGACCGAUGAUUUGUUCCAUCCCUAUUGCAUAUCUUCUGACCAAACUACAAAGAGUUAAGAGCUGAUUAUUUUACCACAAAUGUCAAUUGUUGGACACAACUUAUGUUGUAAAUAUCAUGGCUCUAGCUGGUUUCUAACAAUAGAAAUUAAAAAAUAUAGUGAAGGUCAAUCUUGUAAUUCUCACCAGCUCUUUACUCGAUUGAAAAAUUUGAAAAAUAUUUCUUUCGUAUUGAUUAUUUUUAUGUUUAUUCUCAAUGUACCACUUGAAAGGAAAUGUUUUGGAAUAUAUGAGACCAUAUUAGUUGCAGUAUGUCAUCUAUUUUCUACUUAAAUACGGUAAAAGGUCCCUUGUUGAGUUCCUACAAACUUUUUGGUCUCUAAAUCAGACAAAGUAAGAUCUGGUAGAUUGCAAAGUUAUUUUUCUUAUACUUCGAAGUGUCAUCUAUCCAUUGAGAACACUUUCAAGUGCAGACUUUUACUUUUUUUUUCGAUCAUUUUUUUCAUAAAAAAAAGGUACAAUAGACACCAGAAUCACCUAUAUAAUAAACCCAUACCACAUCCUGUACUA